UGUUAAAAAAAAAAAAAUUGAAAAAACAACGUAAAUAAAUAAAAAAAAAGAUCCAAGCCCCCAGCCAAAACACGAGCAUAGCAUAAUCAUAAUCAAAGCCGAAGAUGGCCCUGCAGACUGGCGUCUCCACCUCUAAAGUUCUCAUCCUUGCCGGCGCAGGUUUGACUGGUUCGAUUGUAUUGGGAAAUGGAAGAUUAUCUGAACUCAUUGCGCAGCUUCAAGAAUUACUCAAGGGUGUUGAUGAAGUUAAUAUCAUGCCCUACAAAUACGAUAGUGCCGUUCUUGCUGCUCAGAUUCGUCAAUUGGCACAAGAGAUUAAGGAGUUAACACUAGCCAACCCUGUGACCAUCUUUAAUGGGAAUGCUUCUUCUAGUGGGAGUUUUUCGUCUUAUCUAGCGCCAGCUGCUGCACUAGGAGCGAUGGGAUAUUGUUACAUGUGGUGGAAGGGAUUGUCGUUUUCUGAUGUAAUGUUUGUAACAAAGCAAAAUAUGGCAAAUGCUGUUGCUACUGUGUCUAAGCAAUUGGAGAAUGUUUCUGAAACAUUGGCUUCAACAAAGAGACAUCUGACAAAGAGGCUGGAAAACUUGGAUUGGAAGAUGGACAAGCAGAUAGAAACAUCUAAGCUGAUUGCAAAUGAUGUAGAUGAGAUGAAAACAAACCUUUCCCAAAUUGGUUAUGAUGUUGAAACUAUCCAUCAAAUGAUAGCUGGGCUGGAAGGAAAGCUUCAGCUUCUUGAGAGCAAACAGGAUGUAACAAACUCAGGUCUCUGGUAUCUAUGUCAGUUUGCUGGAGGCUUUAAAGAUGGAUCUGGUGCAAAAGUUUAUCAGGAAGUUGGUGCUAAGCUAGCAAACCAUUCAGCAUUGACAAAUGAGGAGAGGUCUCUCAAGGGCCUUCGAUUUAUUGCUGAAGCUAAAGAGCUGGAUACAGUUGACAAACCAAUCAAACACGUGAACAAAAAUGAUCUUGAUAACUUGCCUAGCGGAAAAAUCAAAACCGUAAAAACAAGAAUACACAGGUCAUAUCCAGUUGGGCUAUCGUUGACUCGGGACUUAAUAGGUUCUGGCGUGUAACCAUAAACAUUUGGCUUUAUACUGCAUAUGAAUAUUUGGAUUUUGUAAGCAAAUCCUGUUUGCAUUCAUUUCCAUGCACAUGCAUGGGUUUUAAGGUUCCAGUUGAUUCAAAAAUUCAAAAAUGUCUUUUAGCUUUAGAUUAUUACUAUAGGAGAUGUUUCCCUUUGGCUGCAAAUGAAAGCAUACAGAGCGUAUUUUGCUGUAACUAGAAAGUCAGAAGUGCACGUUUGAUAAUAAUAGAACAGCCAUUUGAAGAUCAUUGGUGAUACUCGAUUUGCUUGAUUACAAAAAUUCAAUUUGUUGAAUGAUUUUCCAUA
Jatropha curcas is the source of this 1387-nucleotide messenger RNA. Its product is annotated as golgin family A protein (DUF1664). Lineage: Eukaryota; Viridiplantae; Streptophyta; Magnoliopsida; Malpighiales; Euphorbiaceae. The record is from RefSeq and is a predicted model, not a curated record.